AUGUGGAGAAAACUUUUUCUCGCGGCUUGCGUUUUGCUAGCCUUGUGCCAUUUUUCAGAGGCAAGAAGAAAAACACGAGUUGAUAAUUGUAUUGGACGAUGCAAUAAUGUAGUAAAUCCUAGUGCCCUUUGCCAGUGUAAUCCAAGAUGUCAUGAAUUCUCCAACUGUUGUAGAGAUAAAGUAAGCCGAUGUGGACCAGCGCCAACGCAGUCACCAUCACCAGGUUCAAAUGCAACUUUCGCAGAAUUGUCACAAUUUUUCACCACUCUUUGGGGUAGUGACACUAAUAGUGUGAAUAUCACUGUGAAUUAUCAAGGAAAAACUAACAGCUCAAACAAAGCUGACAUGGCACCACAGCCGCUAUUCAGAGAACUCCCCAAGAAAAUUUGUGAUAAAACAACUUACAAGACAUUUUUUGUCUUGUUAGACAACUACAAUCACAGGGUUGGACAAUCCGAGGAUAGACUUCAGGUAGAGAAGAAUGAAGAAAAUGAAUUUUUGAAUGCCAUUCUUUCAACAACAGUGAUGGCGAAGACCCAUGAAUUCUUGAAGCGUAAAGGAUUGGUUCCAUUUUCAAAGAAUGGUUUCAAAAAUAAGCUUCGUGAAAUGUGGUUCAACACUUAUUCACGGUCAGGAGGUACCCAGGACACGAGUGGUUUUGAACAUGUUUUUGUUGGAGAACUCAAACACGGUUCCGUUUCUGGGCUUCAUAGUUGGCUACAGUUUUACAAUGAAGAGAGAUAUAAUCGUCUGAAUUAUAUGGGAUGGAUCUAUAAGAAAAAGCAUGGAAUUCUUGGUCUGAAAUUUAAAUGGUUAAACAAAAUAAAACCAAUCAGUACUAUCCAGGUGGGUCCGAGCCCAGAGUUCGACAUUGCUGUUCUCAGUACCUGUUUCCUUGUUAAUCCACCAAGAGGCAAUUGCCAGUUCAAAAUUGGCAAAGACAAAUUAACCAUCAAAGUUUACAAGGUAAAUGGUUCACCAACUAAAAUUGGAAGUGCUUUCCUUCAGUAA
Acanthosepion pharaonis is the source of this 1011-nucleotide messenger RNA. The record is from the annotation of a GenBank genome assembly. Lineage: Eukaryota; Metazoa; Mollusca; Cephalopoda; Sepiida; Sepiidae.